Messenger RNA from Limanda limanda (common dab), 1873 nucleotides. It is a transcript of the gene cyribb, whose product is annotated as family with sequence similarity 49 member Bb. The record is from RefSeq and is a predicted model, not a curated record. Gene Ontology annotation, molecular function: small GTPase binding. The coding region runs from base 187 to 1164 and encodes 325 amino acids. The transcript has 12 exons. Gene Ontology annotation, biological process: positive regulation of T cell activation; regulation of actin filament polymerization. NCBI's taxonomy places the organism in Eukaryota, Metazoa, Chordata, Actinopteri, Pleuronectiformes, Pleuronectidae.
UUCUCCGCUCGGCUCGCACCGCUGCUGGUUCCCAGCGAGGCGGCUUCCAGCUCCAAACCCCCCCAGUCCCCGGACCAGCAUCCAGAGGCUGACAUCUGCUGGAGGACUGUGACCCGGGGCCACUGCCAGGCCAGGCCUCCCUGCUCCGGACUGACAGUCGCACAGCUCCACUGCUGGUAUCGUAUCAUGGGGAACCUACUGAAAGUUUUGACAUGCACAGACCUGGAACAGGAGCCCAAUUUUUUCCUCGACUUUGAAAAUGCCCAGCCCACGGACGCAGAGCGCGAGGUGUGGGAGCAGGUGGACGUGGUGCUGAAAGACGCCAAGGGGAUCCUGGAUGAGCUGCAGGCGUACAAGGGAGCGGGCCAGGAGAUCAGAGAGGCGAUCCAGAAUCCGAACGAUGAGGCGUUACAGGAGCAGUCGUGGGCGGCCGUGGUUCCCUUAGUGGGGAAACUGAAGAAGUUCUACCAGUUCUCCCAGAGGUUAGAGGCGGCGCUGCACAGCCUCCUGGGAGCUCUGACCAGCGAGACGUACGACGACCCCACUCAGCACCUGGAGCGGGAGCAGGCGCUGGCCAAGCAGUUUGCCGAGAUCCUGCACUUCACUCUGCGCUUUGAUGAGCUUAAAAUGACAAAUCCUGCCAUUCAGAAUGACUUCAGUUAUUACAGGAGAACGCUGAGCCGCAUGCGGAUCAACAACGUGCCGGCGGAGGGUGAGAAUGAAGUCAACAACGAGCUGGCCAACCGGAUCUCUCUGUUCUACGCCGAUGCCACGCCCAUGCUGAAGACAUUAAGCGACGGCACGACAAAGUUUGUGUCGGAGAACAAGAACCUGCCUAUCGAGAACACGACAGACUGCUUAAGCACGAUGGCGACCGUGUGUAAAGUCAUGCUGGAAACACCGGAGUACCGCAGCCGCUUCGCCAGCGAGGAGACGGUGUCGUUCUGUCUGCGGGUCAUGGUCGGGGUCAUCAUCCUGUACGACUACGUCCAUCCCGUAGGGGCCUUCGCCAAGUCAUCGAAAAUCGACAUGAAAGGCUGCAUCAAAGUCCUCAGAGAUCAGCCUCCGAACAGUGUGGAAGGCCUUCUCAACGCUCUCAGGUACACGACCAAGCAUCUGAACGAUGAAUCAACCAACAAGACUAUCAAGAGCAUGCUGCAGUAGGACCGAGCUGCCUGCUUGCCUCACAGCCUGCUGGGGGGGGGACGCCACUCUCCUGACUGAUGUCGGUGCACAGAAUGUUUUUGUUUUUUUCCUUUUUAAAGAGCUGCAGCUCCGCCCUCUUUUUAUAUUGCAAAAUGCUACUGCCAUUAUGAAACGUCUUUUUCUGUGCCAAAAAGAUGUCGCUGUGAUGUUUUCGAUAAAAAGGCCAUGAAACAAUGGCAGCUGAUGAAAACAUAGCAGAACCUCUGGGGUUUUAAAAAUGUCUUGUUUUUUUUCCCUGUUUAAGGGACGGGAGUGCUUUGACUUGAAAAUUUAAAAGAGAGAGAUAUAUAGAGAAGUAUAUAUUAUUUUUGUUUGAUUCGUUAUUUAAUAUUACAUCUUCUGCAUGAUGAAAAUUGUCUUUCUUUCCUUGUAUUUAAAAAAACUAAUGGUUCAGUUUAAUUUGUCUGCUCUAUUGUGCAUUAUUACAUGUUUUGUUAUUGAAAUGGUACUUGUCAAAAUGAGAUUUCAGAGUACUGUUUUUAUAUUUUUUUAUAGGUUUUAAUUUGUGCAUAUGACUUUUUUUUCUCAUAGUUGUGUUGUAUUUUUCAUUUGAAAACUUUCAAACUGUGAUGUGUGCAAAAAUCUAAAUCAAAUUGGGAGCGUGUACUGUACGUGGACAGUAAGUUGUGGCUGGAGACAUUAAAAAGAGAACUCUGGUUUUCUACCA